AUGCAGAACAGGUCGAAAGCGGCACAAAAGGUGCAGGCGGCGUUAAUGAACACGAUUAAAACGUCAGGCCAUGAAUUGGAAGGCUUGGCGCAACUUCUCUGGAUAGAUGGGGUGAACUACUUCUUUGACGAUUCCGUCUCUGAUCAAACUAAAAAUGCGUUCAAAGACGCGGCGAAUCAAUGGGAAAGUUACACCUGUAUCAACUUCACAGAAAAUCCUUCGCAAUACUUGGCGUUUAGAGUCGCUAACAACAACCUAAUUUCAGCUAAAGACCGAGUGAAAGUGGCUGAGUUAUCAGGAUGUUAUUCGACUGUCGGCAAAGAAGGCGGCGAACAGGUGUUAUCGUUGGGAAACGGAUGUGCUCAGGGAUUUAUCGCUGCGCACGAAAUUGGACACACUCUGGGAUUUAUACACACCCACUCGCGUUCCGAUCGCGACAACUUUAUCAAAGUUAACUAUGACGUUUUGCAG
Molecule: messenger RNA, 471 nt
Organism: Ostertagia ostertagi
Lineage: Eukaryota; Metazoa; Nematoda; Chromadorea; Rhabditida; Trichostrongylidae
Source: the annotation of a GenBank genome assembly